This is a messenger RNA of Brenthis ino (lesser marbled fritillary), 393 nucleotides long. Lineage: Eukaryota; Metazoa; Arthropoda; Insecta; Lepidoptera; Nymphalidae. The record is from the annotation of a GenBank genome assembly.
AUGGAUGAUCAAGCUAAAGUUUUGAAAUAUCUUGUGUUAGUGGAGAAAUUAGCUGAAGAAAUAAUAAAUGAUAGAAGAGAAAUAAUAAUGCUAGAUAAAAGAAGAAAUCAAAAUAGAGAAGCUUUAAGAGAACUCUUAAAAUCAUCACAAUCAAAAUGUUGGGUGACAGUAGGGUCUGUCUUAGUGAAACAUAAUUUACAUGCAACAAAAUCUUUGUUAGAGGCAGAUCAGAAACAAUUAAAUAUAGACAUAAAUAAGCUUCGAAGUAAUCUUAAAUUAAAAGUCAAUAACUUAAGAGACUUAGAAAUGCAGCCACCUGUGCCUGGGCUGAUGUUAGUUCCUAUUUCCGAUAAAGAAAAUGAAGGAUUAUCAAGAGCUGGAUUGUUUUCUUCC